AUGGGUAAGAGGAAGUCCAGGACGAAGCCACCACCAAAGAGGAGGAUGGACAAGCUUGACACACUAUUCAGUUGUCCUUUCUGUAACCAUGGGACCAGUGUGGAAUGUCACAUUGAUAUGAAGAACUUGAUUGGGGAGGCUGUGUGCAGGAUAUGCCAAGAGAGCUUUAGCACAACUGUAACAGCUUUAACCGAACCCAUAGACAUGUAAGUUGGAAUUAUGGGAACCUUGGUUGCGUUAAUAUUUGUCAUUUUGAUUCAUUGUCUGUUCCUCUAUUCUUCUGACCUUGGUGUGUGGCUACAGAUAUAGUGAAUGGAUUGAUGAAUGUGAACGGGUCAACAACCUUGUAGAUGAUGGUGCUUAGGAGGGCAGACGCUUCGAACUAAAGCUGAGGCAAACAUGGAGAGCAUAUUUGUUGGGAUGAUGAUUUAUGAAAUGUAUUCAACUGAUCCUUUGAGCAAGGAGAUUUGAUCAUCUUAGCUUUUGAUGUCAUGGAUGCUACUACAAACAGAGGUACAGAACUGCUUAGUUCGUGUUAAGAUUGAAAGACAGCUAGGAAUGACUAGUUGCAAGGAAUUGGAAAGGUGUGGGAUUGUUCAUGCUUGUAAUGUGUUUUUUGUAUCUGAAGUUUGUGAAAGCUGAAACUCGUGCCAAGUAUAUCUGAAAGAGUAUCUUAUGUAUCAAUUCUCUUUUCGUAAUAUGGAUGUGGUAAAUUGUUACUCCUGAAUUUAAAUGUGGGAAUCAAUUUUCCCACAAUGGCUUAGAUUAUGUAUCACUUUCCUCUCUUAGAUCUUGCUCUAUUGGAG
Ilex paraguariensis (yerba mate) is the source of this 806-nucleotide messenger RNA. The record is from the annotation of a GenBank genome assembly. NCBI's taxonomy places the organism in Eukaryota, Viridiplantae, Streptophyta, Magnoliopsida, Aquifoliales, Aquifoliaceae.